UUGGGCAACUACAGAGUAGCACUAGCACUUCCCGCUAUCUCCUCUCUCUUAUUUCUCCUAUAAAAACGUUUCUUCCAUUCAACCUUUUUCUCGACUCAAUUUCACUCACAUUUCUACGGAGAGAGCUCUGCUUUUCAUCUCUCCAAUGGCAAUUUAUUGGAGAUCCUAUCUUUCUCUUUCUGCAUUGCUACUUGUGAUGCUACUAGUCAUCAAUGUCACUCCCGGUCACAGUGCUGAAGAAGCAGAGCAAUUCCAGAGCUUAAAGAACUUGACAAUGGCGAAUAGUUUAAGUGAAGAAAAUGUACCAAACCAUGAACAUGCUGUAGAUGAUCCAGAAAAGGUGGUUUCAAUGGUAGACAUGAGCAUUAGGAAUAGUACAGAGAGGAGGAAAUUGGGUUUUUUCUCAUGUGGAACUGGAAAUCCUAUUGACGAUUGUUGGCGUUGUGACCGUAAUUGGCAACGUAACCGCAAGCGCCUAGCAGACUGUGCUAUUGGCUUCGGACGUAAUGCUAUUGGCGGCCGUGAUGGCAAGUACUAUGUUGUCACUGACCCAAAUGAUGACGACCCUGUAAAUCCCAGACCUGGAACACUUCGUCAUGCUGUAAUUCAGGACAGACCGUUGUGGAUAGUGUUUAAACGGGAUAUGGUUAUUACACUUAAACAAGAGCUAAUUAUGAAUAGUUUCAAGACAAUUGAUGGACGUGGUGUCAAUGUUCAUAUUGCCAAUGGGGCCUGUAUUACUGUCCAAUUUGUUACUAAUAUUAUUAUACAUGGCAUCAAUAUUCAUGAUUGUAAGCCAACUGGUAACGCCAUGGUACGUAGUUCACCGAGUCACUUUGGAUGGAGGACAAUUGCUGAUGGAGAUGGCAUUUCCAUUUUUGGGUCUAGCCAUAUUUGGGUUGAUCACAAUUCUCUUGCCAACUGUGCUGAUGGCCUAAUUGAUGCUAUCAUGGGAUCCACUGCAAUUACAAUCUCCAACAAUUAUUUUACACACCAUAAUGAGGUGAUGUUAUUAGGCCACAGCGACUCCUAUGUUAGAGAUAAGAUUAUGCAGGUGACUAUUGCUUACAACCAUUUUGGUGAGGGUCUCAUUCAGAGAAUGCCAAGGUGUAGACAUGGUUAUUUUCAUGUGGUGAACAAUGACUAUACACAUUGGGAGAUGUAUGCCAUUGGUGGCAGCGCUUCUCCUACAAUUAACAGCCAAGGAAACAGAUAUCUCGCCCCGGCCAACCCUUUUGCCAAACAGGUGACACAUAGAGUGGAGCAAUCAGAUGUGUGGAAGCAUUGGAACUGGAGAUCAGAGGGAGACCUUAUGCUUAAUGGAGCCUUCUUUACGCCAUCUGGACACGGUGCUGCAGCCAGCUAUGCUAGGGCUUCAAGCUUAGCAGCAAAGGCCUCUUCCCUGGUUGGCACUCUUACUUCAAAUGCUGGUGCACUUUCAUGUCGCAGGGGCUACCAAUGUUAAUGUCUAAGACAUUGACACAACCACACAUUACCUUUACCUGUCCGGUGAAAUUGUCGUGUAAUCUAGCCAAUUUUAUACCUUCUUUACCUUGCAUCCCUUUCUAAACACCUCACCAGCAAGAUACAUAUGUAUUUCUUUUAUACAUUAAAAUGAUUCGAACCCCCCUUGUCUAGUGUUCCAUCUGUCUAAUGUAGCAAUGCUCAACCCCGCCCUGCCUCAACGAGAAAAUUUUAACUCAGAGGAUCUGUGGAGCAGGUGUUGAAGUGUUGUACCCUACACAUCAUAUUUCUCCUUAGUCAUUCCCUUUCUCUUCUACCACGUUUGCUUAAAAUCUUGAUCACCAACUACUUCUCUUGCUUACGGUUGAUAGGAAACCGACUUUUUUCUUCCCUCUCCUCUUGAUAUGGAGCAUUCAGAAACAUAGUACCAAAGAGAUUGCAGAAAACAUGCACAAUAAAAAAAAAAGACAAUGAAAGCUGAUUUUUCUGGUUUAUUGUUAAACAUGUUUAGCAGUAAGUGUUGAAACUGGCAUCUUAUAUAAUGUAAUUAUUAUGGUUUUCCUUCAUAAUUCAAGUUAUUUCUGCCUACUUUUUAUCA
Messenger RNA from Solanum tuberosum (potato), 2062 nucleotides. RefSeq names its product probable pectate lyase 8. The transcript has 6 exons. The record is from RefSeq and is a predicted model, not a curated record. Bases 146 to 1465 code for a protein of 439 amino acids. NCBI's taxonomy places the organism in Eukaryota, Viridiplantae, Streptophyta, Magnoliopsida, Solanales, Solanaceae. Gene Ontology annotation, molecular function: pectate lyase activity.